AUGACCGCGGACUGGAAAGAAAAAGCAGCUGCCAAAAGGGCAGAGGUUCAUAAAGGCAUACCCCAGGAAUGGAUUCUACCUUCGUCUGUGCUGGACAACUAUGACGAGAAUCAGAGUGUCUCCGUCCUUGAGAUACCUCGCAGAUUUCUGUCUGAUAGUGAAUUAGCUAUCACUGAAAAUUAUUCAGCUUCUGAGCUUCACAAUGCAAUUGUAAGCGGAAAACUGACAAGUCUGGAGGUCACCACAGCUUUUUGUCAUCGUGCUGCUAUUGCAACACAGCUGACUAACUGUUGUACUGAAAUAAUGUUUGAGUACGGAAUUGAAAGGGCCAAAAUGCUAGACAACUACCUGGAAACGCAUGGCAAACCAAUCGGCCCUCUUCAUGGAGUUCCAGUGUCUUUGAAGGACUCAUUCAACAUACCUGGCUACGAUUCCACUAUUGGUUAUGUUUCGUUCAUUGGAAAUGCACCCAAAACUAAAAGUAGCUUUGCAGAAUUCCUCGAGGACAACGGAGCAGUCUUUUAUGUGAAAACUAACAUCCCACAAACGUUGAUGACUGCAGACUCCGAGAACAACAUCUUCGGUCGUACACUAAAUCCUAGUGAUCUUUCUCGCACAGCUGGUGGAAGCUCUGGGGGUGAAGGAGCUCUGAUCAAACUCCGUGGAUCUAUUUUGGGCAUUGGAACGGAUAUUGCUGGUUCUAUUCGUAUUCCCGCAUUAUGCAAUGGUGUUUACGGAUACAAGCCAUCUUCUAAGGUAAUUCCGUUUGAAGGUCAGACUUCUCCAGACGUGCCAGCGUACAUUGGCGUUGACCCUUGUGCUGGUCCACUGGCAACUAACUUAGAGGAUAUCACCAUGCUUACUGAUAUUCUUUCUGACUCUGAUCCAACCAGGUACGAUCCCAAUUCAAUGAAGAUUGACUGGAAAAGACCAAGUACCGACAAACUGCAAAUAGGUCUCUACCUUGGUGGACAAAAUGAUACACCACCAGCUGACGAAAUUUCUUCUCCGAUCUUAAAACUCGGACAAAAGCUAGCAGCAAUGGGCCAUAAUGUGAUUGAUCUGUCUGCCGUUGAAUCUAAUUUACCGUCACUAUUUGACGGUUGGGAGCUGGCCGUAAAGCUAUACGGAAUUAACCCAGAUUCAGAGACCAUGCAAUAUAUUUUCAAAUCUGGUGAGCCCUGCAUUGCCUCUUUGAUGGCAAGCUUGCCACCAAAACCUGAAAGUCCUCACAACGAUAUUCCAGAUGAGGUUCCUACCGUCCGUGAUGCCAUCAAGGCUAAAAAACAGCAAGCCGAAACCAGACAGAGAUGGUUUGAUAUUUUUGGGGCCCACAAAUUAGAUAUACUUCUCACUGCGGGAGCGCCCUAUGUUGCUCCGGCCCAUGACACAUAUGGGCCUGCGCCGUAUACAGCAAUGUGGAACAUUGUCGACUUUCCUGCUCUCAUUAUUCCGUUGGAAAAUCCAGUUGGUCAUCUGCCAGCUCAUGUUCAAGUUGUCGCACCGUGGCUUAAGGAUGCCAAACUUUUGGCCUCUGCUACAGUCAUUCAAAAAAGCCUUAGUGUUAAGUAG
Messenger RNA from Ogataea haglerorum, 1572 nucleotides. RefSeq lists its product as uncharacterized. The transcript has a single exon. Lineage: Eukaryota; Fungi; Ascomycota; Pichiomycetes; Pichiales; Pichiaceae. The record is from RefSeq and is a predicted model, not a curated record. The coding region runs from base 1 to 1572 and encodes 523 amino acids.